CGAGCUCACUGAUGUGAGGUGUAGAUCUUCUCUGAGUGUGCUCGGUCCACUCUUGAGCUUAAGGAUGAGUGGGUCAGGGGACCAGACUGAUAUCUUGGCUGUCGGGAGCAUGGUCCGGGAGCGAUGGAGAGUGUUAAAGAAAAUUGGUGGGGGUGGUUUUGGUGAGAUCUAUGAAGUUCUUGACCAGGUGAACCAUGUCAGUGCUGCUUUGAAAGUGGAGUCUGCCCAGCAACCCAAACAGGUUCUGAAGAUGGAAGUAGCCGUUUUGAAAAGACUUCAGGGAAAAGACCAUGUUUGUCGUUUUGUUGGCUGUGGGCGCAAUGACCACUUCAACUAUGUGGUUAUGGAGCUUCAGGGAAAAAACUUGGCAGACCUUCGACGCAACAUGAGCUGUGGCACCUUCAGCUUUUCCACCUCACUCAGGCUGGGCAGACAAAUCUUAGAGGCCAUCGAGAGCAUCCACUCUGUGGGCUUCCUGCACAGAGACAUCAAACCCUCUAACUUCGCAAUGGGUCGACUUGCCAGUACAUGCCGAACCUGUUAUAUGCUUGAUUUUGGGUUGGCACGCCAAUUUACAAACUCAUGUCAAGAAGUCCGUCCACCACGUCAAGUGGCAGGAUUCAGAGGAACUGUCCGUUAUGCUUCAGUUAAUGCUCACAAGAAUAGGGAAAUGGGUCGACAUGAUGACCUGUGGUCUUUAUUUUAUAUGCUUGUUGAGUUCAUGGUGGGUCAGCUACCCUGGAGAAAAAUCAAAGACAAAGAACAGGUCGGAAAUAUGAAGCAGUCAUACAACCAUCGCCUCAUGCUCAAACACCUCCCAAAUGAGUUUAGUGUUUUUCUCGACCAUAUCUCCAACCUGGAAUACUACACUAAACCAGAUUAUCAGCUACUGAUGUCAGUCUUUGAAAAAAGCAUGAAGAGCUAUAAAGUGGUGGAAAAUGACCUGUAUGACUGGGAAAGAACAGAUUCAGAGGACACACUCAAUGUUGGAACCCUGGCAACCACAGCCCAGCAGUUGACCCGCCUCACUCCUGCAUAUUUAGGCAUGGCCAAUGCCUCCAUGAUUCCAGGCGAUCUGCAGCGUGAGAACACAGAGGACGUCCUUCAGGGUGAGCGCCUCAGCGAGGCUGAUAAUUGUGCCCCCAUCCCAACGCAGCCUGCACAGGGCGUGGAUGUCUGUGAGGAUAUGGAGCACAGCCAUGAUCGAAACCUUAACCAUGUUCAACCACUAAUCAGAAAGGUGGCUAGUGAGGAAGAGCGAAGCAAAGAGGGCAACCAGAGCCCCAACAGUGGUUCCAUCCAGGGUUCUCCCAGACACGUGCGCUCAGAGACCUUGCUCAUCGACCGUGUGGCUCCUCUACUGAGAAGGAUGCGCCAUAGUCAGAGCAUGGGGCUAGACAAAAGACUGACCCCUGAACCCAAACCCACAAUUGAGCGCUUUCUUGAGGCCUAUUUAGGGAAGCAACAUCCAGGUCUGCCCCAAGACAGGUCUGUCUGUCGGGUCGAACAGGGCUCGCUGAAGGACGAGGAGGGUGCGGCCAGCAGCGGGUACAUUGCCGUCAACCUCAGCCCCGUCCCACAAGAGGGAGACUCACAGGAGUGGUUUCUAGUGGAGCUUGAGGGUGGUUGCGGUUCAGCAGGAUCUAAACUGGAUGAGGAGGAACGCUCAGGGAUUUCACCAUGCUCCUCCAGCCCCCUCGCCCUUCCUCGCACCUGGUCCGACCCCUUGCCUCAGCGCGCUAGCAUUCUGAGUGGUUCAGCAGAAUUCCACACAGCUGUCUGCCACACUGGACCUCCGUUCACCAGACUACCAGGUUUGCCUGGCAUAAUAGGCCUGUCUGGAUUAAGAAGACUGCCCACAGUACAGCCUGCGUCAGUGGCCCUCAGCAGGACUCAUCAUGAGCAGUCAUCCAGUGCAGUGCUACAGUCCAUUCAGCCUCAGCAGAAGAUAGGAGACGACUCUCAGCCUGACAAUCAAUCAGGCCCUGUGGAAAAAGAGCACAACCACAUGCCAGCUGUUUCACCCUCUAAAAGCCCUAACAAGCCUGAUGAAAACAUUAUCUCUGUCAAGGCCUCUGACAAGGAUGUGGAGAGCGACUCGGGUUGUCCUGACGGUGGGCCUUCAACUCCCAACCAGUGUGAGAUGACUGGACUCAGUGUUGAUCCAGCUCUAGCAUCACCACAUGAACUCUCACCCCGAGCCAGUCGCAUCCCCAUCCGUGACCCAGACUCUCCAACCCGAAGAGGGUUUCCGGCUCCACUUUCUCCAUCUUUGUCACUAUCAUGUGAGCACUUCCCCUCAGCGCUGCUGCGUGACAGGUUCACCUUCCCCACCGGUUCUCGAUGGUCAGACUGGCAGACGGAGGAGCCACUCUCUCUGUCUUCCUCCUCAGGACCUGUGUCGAGCAAGAGUAAAAUACCAAGACCCAUAAGCCCCACACUAGUGCCAGAUCAGCUGUCUGCACGAUUUAUGCCACGGCCGCCACCAGGCAAACCACCCAUUCGCACAGGUGGCGAGAACAGACGCAGACGCUACCGCAUUCGUGCUAGCAGCACAGGGGACACGGACCUCUUCGACAGCCUCUCUCAGCUCAUGCAGGAGCGAGGUGCACUGGCUGUCAGCACCUCACAUUACCAACGCACCACCACCUCCUCUCUACAGCGCUCAUUGAGCUCCUCGCCUUCGCGUUUUGAGGGGGGUCACAGCCAGUCACCAAGUAGCUGCUCUGCCUCCCCGCCUCCUCGAAUCAGUGACUUGACUGUAAAUCACGGGUCUGGGUUCUGCCCCAGAGUCAGAGCAGGAAGUCCUGAGAGCAAAACCACCACAAAAACGAGCAAAUAAAGAGAAAAGCAUGUAACUGUUGGUGUGAGCUGUCAAUAUGACAUCAGUUUCAAAAGUAGCUUUUACCGUUUGAUGAACUGUAGCGUUGUGGCAAGUGGUGUUUUGAUAAGUACAGUGAUAAAGGACCAGGCAUUUGCCAGUUGGUUGUGAUUACUUGAAAGCAUCAUGUUUUGGACAUAAGAAAAACAUGAAAUAUUAACAUGUUAAAUGUUCCAGUGACGCUGUGUAACUUUCUUCUAAACAAAUU
Carassius carassius (crucian carp) is the source of this 3089-nucleotide messenger RNA. RefSeq names its product tau-tubulin kinase 2-like. Lineage: Eukaryota; Metazoa; Chordata; Actinopteri; Cypriniformes; Cyprinidae. Gene Ontology annotation, biological process: peptidyl-serine phosphorylation; signal transduction; cilium assembly. The record is from RefSeq and is a predicted model, not a curated record. The coding region runs from base 65 to 2842 and encodes 925 amino acids. The transcript has 14 exons. Gene Ontology annotation, cellular component: nucleus; ciliary basal body; ciliary transition zone. Gene Ontology annotation, molecular function: ATP binding; protein serine/threonine kinase activity.